UUGAUGAUUUAAAGGUUUUCUUGAAGCAACUUGCCAUCUUACUUUGGCAUGAUCAGAUAAAGGUCCCAUUCAAAAUAGCUGAAGUUGUUGCUUGAGGAAGUCGCAAAUGGUAGACUUAGAGUUGCUGCUUAAGAUACUUUGUUAGAUUUCGUACUUUGGGAAAGUGGAAGUAAAUCCCUUCUCUAACUUCCAAAGGGAUCAAUCCAAGUCAAUAGCUUGCUACCGCAGACAACAUGAUGCCAAAUUCAACAUGGAUCCAGGAUUUUAAUUCCUUUUAGGUACUGUUUGUCUGUGACUACUAGUGAUAUAUUUCCUAUUAUCUUGCAGAUUUGUUUAUUCAAUGAACCAAAAACCCAAUACAAAGCGUUCAAAAUUUUGUAACCCCAAACGGCAUCUUAAAAGGACCCUUUUUGAGGUCCGAACCAAAACUCCAAAAGGCACUGAAGUGAAGUAUCUCUCCCUCUCUUCUUCGAUCUUCCUUCAAACUUUUUUUGUUUUUUUCACUGGCUGCAGAAUCUCUUGCGGUAACAAAUGCUUACUUUGAAUCUGAUACCAUCCUCUCCUGUCACUUUCUCCAAAUCCACUCAUCAAUAUUAUCCCAUAAAAAGGAUCCAAAACCCAAAGAAUUUUAUUUACCCUCCUGCUUUUCUCAGCAAAUCCACCCCACACAGCCCCAAGAUUUGCAACUUUAACAAAAUCCAUGGCCACCCUUUUGGCAAGAUCCAAGCUUUAUGCUCCAAAAGAACUCAUUUCAGCGAUAUCCAUGAAAACCCAUCUCGGAAACCAGGAUCCCAUGUUCUCAAAGCGGCUGCCGCAUCUGAAUCUAAUCCAGAAGGAGAAGCUGAAGCUGCUGAAGUAGCGGCAAAGUCAAAGGCCAAAACUUUACAGCUUGCCCUUGUGUUCGGUUUCUGGUACUUUCAAAACAUUGUCUUUAACAUUUACAACAAAAAGGCAUUGAAUGUUUUUCCAUUCCCUUGGCUUCUUGCUUCUUUUCAACUCUUUGCCGGUUCCAUUUGGAUGUUAGCUCUCUGGUCCUUAAAGUUACAACCUUGUCCCAAAAUCACAAAGCCUUUUAUUGUUGCACUUCUUGGACCUGCAUUGUUUCACACAAUAGGCCAUAUUUCAGCUUGUGUAUCAUUUUCUAAGGUGGCUGUUUCCUUCACUCAUGUUAUCAAAUCAUCAGAGCCAGUGUUUUCUGUUGUUUUCUCUUCAUUUCUUGGUGAUUCAUACCCUUUGAAAGUCUGGCUUUCAAUUGUUCCCAUUGUUUUGGGAUGUUCUCUGGCUGCUAUAACUGAGGUUUCCUUUAAUUUUCAAGGCUUAUGGGGUGCUUUGAUUAGCAAUGUUGGAUUUGUGUUAAGGAAUAUUUAUUCCAAGAAAAGUUUGCAGAACUUUAAGGAAGUGAAUGGAUUGAAUUUGUAUGGUUGGAUCAGUAUAAUCUCUCUGCUUUAUCUGUUUCCAGUCGCGGUUAUAGUUGAAGGGUCCCAAUGGGUUCAAGGGUAUCACAAAGCAAUCGAAACAGUUGGCAAAGCAUCCACAUUUUACAUAUGGGUCUUGCUUUCAGGGAUAUUUUACCAUCUAUACAACCAAUCAUCUUAUGAGGCACUUGAUGAAAUUAGCCCUUUGACAUUUUCAGUUGGGAACACAAUGAAGAGGGUUGUAGUUAUAGUGUCAACUGUUGUGGUGUUCAGGAAUCCAGUUCGGCCUUUGAAUGCACUUGGAUCUGGGAUUGCUAUACUUGGAACUUUCUUGUAUUCACAAGCAACAGCUAAGAAAAAGAGUACUGGAGGUGAAAAGAAAAGCUAAGGGUUCAGAAAUCUCUUCAAAGUUUUAACUUUUCGUUUUUCCUUUUGGCCGGAUGAAAUAACCCGCUUUAGAUAGCCAUGGACAUGACUUGCUGUUAGCAAAGGAGGAUUUCCUAGCCAAAGAUGGUGGCAAGAAACCUAUCAUUGUUAGUAACUUUCUCCCUCAAUCCCAAGUGAUGCCUUAUUAUAGUGCUUGUCACAACUAUCCUUACCAACCAGAUGUAUCAAUGUAUCCUGUAAUUAAAUUAUAAUGCCCAACUUCGAAGGAACUGCUAACAAUCUAACCUUGGAUGGUUGGUUUAAUUAAUGUCCUGAUGCCCUGCUGUUAUCCUAAAAGCAAGGUCAUCAUCAUUUUCAAUAUAGUUGCACCAAAUCAGUCAGCCGCAUGAAAAUGUGGCCAACAAAUAGUUUAGCUCAGGUUUUGCAAGUUGAGGUCUACGAACUACCAGAUGGUUGGAAAGCUGUUGCGCGCAGCCAUUGAAUAGCUAAAGAAUUCCCUGAUAUAUGUAUGCUCUAAUUCAUGCAAAUAAUACAAUAGAACAGUGCAAAUAAUUUGGUGUUUCUUGUCUCUACUGUUUAGAUACGGGUUCUCUGGUGUUUACUGUGGUCUAAAUGAAAAUUGUAGCUUUCCCAUUGUGCAUACAUGUCUGAUGGCUUGAGAAUUAAGAGUGAAUGUUCUUUCUGAUGCAUUUUGUAGUUUUUCUUGAUCCGAUUUUAAAUCCAAAGUCAAGAAUUGGGAACCAAAAGAUAACCACUGCGACUACUAAUAGUUUGGAAUCAUUUGUUGAGCAUAAUGGUUCUAGACUCGAG
Durio zibethinus is the source of this 2612-nucleotide messenger RNA. RefSeq names its product xylulose 5-phosphate/phosphate translocator, chloroplastic-like. NCBI's taxonomy places the organism in Eukaryota, Viridiplantae, Streptophyta, Magnoliopsida, Malvales, Malvaceae. The record is from RefSeq and is a predicted model, not a curated record.